Trypanosoma theileri is the source of this 2163-nucleotide messenger RNA. RefSeq lists its product as uncharacterized. Lineage: Eukaryota; Euglenozoa; Kinetoplastea; Trypanosomatida; Trypanosomatidae. Bases 1 to 2163 code for a protein of 720 amino acids. Gene Ontology annotation, molecular function: DNA-binding transcription factor activity. The transcript has a single exon. Gene Ontology annotation, cellular component: cytosol. The record is from RefSeq and is a predicted model, not a curated record.
AUGGACACGCGACCACCUCUUCCUGUGCGGAAUACGUCGGGAAUGCACGUUUUUCUCCCAACACCCGCCCAAUUGAAGACAUUUCCAGAGGAAGUGGCUGCAGAGAUACGGGGCAUUGCAAUGGCGGUGCUUAGACGACUAUUGUAUCCCAUCAUACAACGCCGUAUAGCCAGCAAACACCGAAAACGAACCAUUGAUACCAUAAAUGCUCGUGAGAUGUUGCAAACAAAGAUAGUGGAUGCAUUAGAGCAAACAUCUGCUCUUUCUACUUGUUUACAUUCUAUGGAUGUGAGUGUACAACUGACACAUGCAUACAAUGUGAUGAAAGAAGUGGUAAGGUUUGCCGAUUACCGUUUAUUUGUGCAACGAGAGAUCAUUCAACAUCAUGGAGAGCCUUGCAGUGGUGUGAUGAUUCUACUCUCUGGUACGGUGCGAAAACCAUCACAGUUGUCAAGAACGAAAGGAAUCCCCACAAGUGCAAGAACACACUCUCGUCCAUCCACUUCAACUCCUACUUUUCCACCACAAGAUGAUAUGUCAUUAACAAGUCGUGCCUCAUCCGCUGGAGGUAGUGGACGUCGUUGUAGUACUUCUAGUAAUAACGCUGAUUUUAUUAUGAAUGAUCCGCUACUGCAUGCUCCUGCAGUGUUUGGGGAAUAUGCCACAGUAGGUUCCUUCUCCCAUACAGAUAACCUUGUGGCAGAAUCCCAGUUUGUCGUAACAGCAACUUUAUCAAAAUCCGCUUACUAUGCUAUUAUGGAAGGACUUCCAAAACGUGUACAACAGGAGUUUUUACUUCGGGCUUUAGAAGUUCGUGAGAAACUUCUUCCACAGUUUGCGCCCAUGACGACAGGUCGUAUGCGGUUGUGUCCUCUUCUUUCUGGUCUUAGUGAUGUUAAUUUACUUCAUCUCAUGGACUACCUUAUUCCUCAAGUACGUCCAGCAGGGAUGCAAAUAGGUGAACCUGGUGUUCCUGCACAUAUAUUUUUUAUUAGACGUGGUUUAGUACAUCUUCAACAGGAUGAGUCAUUUAUAGCGGAUAUGAGUUCACCCAAUCAACCUAACAGUCGUAGUUUACUCGUAGAUGGACAUACAUUUGGGGAACGACAGUGUAUUUUUAAAGAGGCAUUAGGGGAUACCGUUUUUGCCGUAACCAAUGUAGAUUUGUAUUUACUACCAUUUUCAGUACUUAUUCAAUUUAUGAAACAAGAUUCUGAAGCACGUUCAACUAUUUAUGCCGCAGCAAAAUCCACAUCUUUGUUAUUAGAGAAAGAGUAUGAUGGGAUGCGUUUUUUACCCUCUUCAUUAGAACAUCUUGGUAUUAUUUUACUAGGAUCUGCAAAAUUAUCUAAAUGGUUUAAUCGUCGUGUUAGUAUUACUACUACUACUACUACUCCUGCUAUGUCUGGCGCUCAUCGUUUAACAUUAGAGAAUGCGACGGGGAAUCCAAUGGCUUCAAGCACACAUGGAGUUUCACCUCAUUUUCUAGAGAGGGUACGUAAGAUUCCAUUACUGAGUCUCUGUUCACCUGAUAAUGCCUUUUAUGAAGAUUGUGCCCGUCGCUGGACCUUACUCACCUUUGAAGCCGGCGAUUACAUCAUUCGCCGUGGUGAUGAUUGCAAUCGUCUUCUUCUCUUCAUGCAAGUCGGAGCUGCGGUUGUGAUGAAUGAACGUGAAAUUAAACGAGAUGCGGAAUCCGGUGCUGUGUUAAUGGCCUCAUGUGCACAUUUCCCACGAGUGCCGAAGGGCUGUGUGGUGGGCUACACCUGUGUGCGGCGGCAUCCCUGGUCGGUGAGUGUGUUGGCCCUCGACAGUCAAGUGGAGGUGUGGGAGUUAAAGCGGGCCACCUUUGUGGAGUUGCUGCGCAAACAUCAACUGGAGCGCAAAAUGCAGGAACUCACCCUGCAGUUACUUCAGCCACUCAUGCAGCAGGCGAGUCGAUCGGUGGUGUUGGACUUUCAGCCGCUCUUGUUGCCAUCGCCGAAUUCCCUCUGGAGUGAACAGUCGGUGCCGAAUAUGCAUCCAGUGAGUUUCUGUGAGUACAUGCGGUACCCGGCGUGGCGGGAGGGCGAUCUCCCGCUUGGGUUUCGCAACAGCAGGCGAUUGUCGAAUAUCAGUUCACCAUCGGUGAGUUACUCGCAGGUACAUCAGAAGGUAAAAUGA